Molecule: messenger RNA, 963 nt
Organism: Diabrotica balteata
Lineage: Eukaryota; Metazoa; Arthropoda; Insecta; Coleoptera; Chrysomelidae
Source: the annotation of a GenBank genome assembly
AUGGUUCUCAAAGUGGAAACAGAACCACCCGAAGAAACCAAACCUAUUUUGGAAUCCAACGCCUCUAGCGAAUCGGACUACAGUGAAGCAAAGCUACAAGAAGCGUACAGACAUCUUUCCCUGUCAAUGAAAGCUGGCCCACUGUCGAUAGACAAACCCAUCAUAGCCCUAAAUCUCUUUUCGACUGCAGUCAAAGUACAGAACGUGCCAUUAGCAAAGCAGUGCAUAGAAAUCCUCAACAAUCAUCUCAACAACACAAACGUCUUGCUCAUUCUACGCCAUAUGUCUAAAUGUAUCUCGGAAUAUAAAAACAUAACUGUCGAUCCCUUUGAUUUAGAACCUUCAGCGCCACCUAUCGUAGAAGAAGAAUACGAAGGUAGCGGAGACUGGGUGCAAGAUCUCGUCGAUAACUUAAGGAACAACUGUCUUCUGGAAAUCGAUAAGAACGCAGACUUGGUCAUGAAGCAAAAAGAAAUUCUAAAUCUUACCUACUGUGAUAUUUUAACUAUAACUACCAGGGACUCUUUGCAGGUUUCCAGUGAAAUUCUGGUAUACAGCACAAUCAUGAAGUGGUGCAUCGAGGAAUGUAAAAGAAGAACUCUGGAAACCCAUCCAAUCAAUUUGAAGGCUGUGCUCAGGCAACUCAUAUAUGCUCCACGAUACGGACUUAUGACGAAAAAAGAAUUUCUUUGCCGGACAAUAGACGGGGUCAAAGGCCCCGACCGCAGCGGGAUGCUGGAAGAAUCAGAAACCGAAAGGAUACUGGAAUACAUAAGGAAAAAAGGUAAAAACAAACCCUUGGACGAACUGCCGCACAAAGGAGGACAACCCAGGAAAGUCGGUCACGAAAAACCCUGGAAGUUCCAAUCGGCGAGCAGUAAGGAUAGCAAUUGCUCUACUAAGUCUAGUUGCGACAAGUUCAUCAUCAAUUUCCUCACAUGCUGGACUGCUGUAUUUGACUGA